Molecule: messenger RNA, 3312 nt
Organism: Triticum turgidum subsp. durum (durum wheat)
Lineage: Eukaryota; Viridiplantae; Streptophyta; Magnoliopsida; Poales; Poaceae
Source: the annotation of a GenBank genome assembly
AUGGCUCAACCAUUGAUCCUUUGGCGAACUCUCAAUGAAAGCACCAAUGUCGGUGUCAAAACCGGUGGAUCUCGGGAAAAACGUUUUCGGAAAGGACACGAAUACAAACCGGCUCACUGCGCCGCGCUACUGGACCGGCCCGCCUCGGGCGUAGGCGAGGCCUGUAUUCACAUGUACCAGACGCCGACAUACCCAGGCGGAGCGGAGGGUGCCGUUCCGUCUAGUUUGAUGGAUACGCCUCUUACGGAGGAAAGAAGGGCGGCUAGGCGAGUUCGCCGGAGGGUUUGCUCCUCUGGCUCGCCAACUUCUUUGAACCAUGGCGAGUCAGACGAUGCACAAGAAAUGAGCACAAAUUCUACCGAGAUAUCAAGCAGUGAUUGCUAUACUCAGUUGUCAAGUGAAAGUUCAGACGAAGGAUGCGAAAAUAGAAGCUCAGGCCAUCGCAGAAAACGGCGCAAGACAUCUGUGAUAUCCUCUGCAUCCGAGCAAUCAGGGCAAGACAGUCCUUCUGCAUGCGAGUCUCUUGAGUCGGAUGAUGUUCAGAUAACUCCAGGGAAAGAUUAUGUGUUACCGCAAAGGUGUGAUCUAUCUGACGCAGAAAAGAAUAGAGUAGUUGUGCUUAUCAAAGAAAUCAAAGCUAAAGUUACUGUUUUUGUGGCUAUCAUGUUGAGGUCUUACUCUUCAUAUGUGACCAUUCCUAAGGAAUAUGCUGCUGUGCACUUUCCACCUGAAAGUGCAACCAUCACGCUUCGGAGUCCAGGCAAGAACAAGAAGUGGCAUCCCAGAUUCUACAAGAAAGGAACUAUGAUCAAGCUUACGGGCAGUUGGUUACACUUUGUGCGUGACAAUGACGUGCAUGAGGGAGAUAUCUGCAUUUUUGUACCGGCAAAAGGUGGAAAACCAUUCAUGUUUACAGUCCAUCUACUUCGCAAAGAAACAACUGAUUCUCAAACUGAAGUUUCUCAUGAAUCUUCGGAGUGUGAGGACUCUCAUGGUCAGCCGCCCUACAUUUUACCAUAUGGAGCCCGUCUAUCUCCCUCUCAGAGGAGUGCCGUUAAAAAGAAAGUGGACUCCAUCCAAUCUGAAGUUCCAAUUUACGUGUCAAUCAUGACAAAGAGCAACCUUGGUUCCAGACACAUGGUAGAAUUGAGUAAACGAUAUGCCGCUGAACAUCUCCCCCACAGAAAUGUAACUUUGAUGUUCCAGUACAUGGGAAAGAUAUGGAAUAUCAAUAUGUUGUUUCAUGAUCGGAAGUACCCCAAAAGGUGGUACCUUAUCGGAGGUUGGUCCAAAUUUAUCUCUGACAACAGUCUGCGAUUAGGAGAUAUCUGUCUCUUUGAACUGAAAAAGGACGAGAAGGAGCUUACCGUGAUAGUCCAUCUACUUCGCAAAGAGAGUAUUGAUCACCCCUCCGGUGUAAGUCCUGUUCUGGACUCGAAUUAUGUGAGGGCAAGCACAAUGAUUGCCUCAACAGUGCGUGUUGGGGAGGAGCCAGAUGACGAAGAAGAAACUGCCUCUUCAGGGCGUGAAGAACAAGGAUUCGAUGACGAGCCUAUCGAGCAUAACUAUUCUGAGGGAGCCUCUAAGGCACACAUGCCUACUGCUCCAUGCUCAGAGAGUAACGUGUCUGGAAUCAGCCUGUCACCGGAAGCUAGAGAGCAAGCUGCUGGUUGUUCAAACAAAAGUUUUGCAACAGAAUUUCCAAAUAAGCCUAGCUCCACUAUGGAACACAACAGGAUUAUCCACACUGACAGAGCGGCAGCAUCAGAAGUUAUUGGUUUGUCAGACUACAGGAUCCACAACAGUUGUGAUAGUAUUGAUUCACAAGGAGGAGAGUCUCUUGCUGUUCAACAGCAAUCGAGUCCUAGUCCUGGAAUUGGCAAUUCAGUUAAUCUGAUUGCAGUUUAUCUAUCUCUCAGGGAUUCUUCAAGUUGUGACCAUAGAAGCGCUGAACAUGUGGAGGGAGAGAGUGAUGUUGCUUUACAGUCAUCAGUAAGAGUUACAGGCCAGCAGGUAGGCGAUGCUGAAAAGGAAGUUAAUGCCAGCGGUGGAGAAAAUACUCUUGCAGAUCUACCUCAUUUAGAGCCUCAAAAUGUGGCAGCUGUGCCCACCCAGGCUGCAUUGCCCAUGCCUAAGGAAAAAACUGAUACUCAGACAAAUCGAUCUGCCCAAUCAGAUGUAGCGCAAGCACAACCUCCACAAGGAGAGGUAGAGCAAGCAGGUCUGUCUGGUGUGGCAACGCCUCAGCCUUUACAACCUGAAAUGCAAGCAUCAUUGUCUAGGGAAGUUGAAGCUCCGGCGAAUGUUGUAAUUCAGUCUGCUCAGCCUUUGGUGCUUGAAAUGCAGCCAUCAACCCCAUUGUCAAAUAUUCCGCUCGAAAGAACACACCCAAAUCGGGGUCAAUCAAGUCGUCAACCAGAGGCCGCAGCUGGUUCUGCCCAGCCUGCACAACUCUUUCCGGCGCCGUCGAUGAUGUUUAAUCACCCACCAAUUGGUGAUGAACCACUGAAAAAUGAGCUGCACAGGUUACGGUUACACAUUGACUCACUUGAUAAAAUCUAUGAAUUAAAGCAAUCACAACUUCAGACAGAGUGCAGCCAAGAAAUUGAGAAGAUAAAACAAAAGUAUGAUUUGUUACUUGAGGAACGGGAUUCUGUUCACCUUGAGCAAAUGAAGACACUUGAUGGUUUAUUGGAGAAAGUUGUCUUCCACCAAUCACUAGCUGCCGAUUUCCGAGCCAAAUUCAUAUCAUCAUCUGCAGCACAAGCAAAAGCCUAUAGCCGUCCAAUCCAUCAGACACCUCAGGCUUCUCAGCAAGCACCCAUGAGGCCGCCAGGUGUGACAUCGACUUCGCCGCCAGCUGCGUGGUCAUCAGCUGGUCGACCAGUAGUGCCGGGAGGUGCACAGCCAUCACAGGUGGAUCGACCAUCAACACCAGCAUCAUCACAGGCGCCUCGUCCGCCAUUGCCAUUUCCACAAGUGGUCCGGCCUCCCAUAAACCCUGGCAACCUUGUCAGAACAACAGGAGCUCCUACAAGUCACAUGCCUCGAGGUCCACCACGUGGAGGCCAUGGAGUUCCGAGCGCACCCGCUCCUCAUCUUCAGCGCAGAUUGCCGCCAUGGGCGCAUUCCACGUCCCCUGCAAAUCAGAGGCAGCAGCAGCAGCAUGCCACAUCUGUAAGCUCGCAGUCUUCACAUGCAGUCCCCCCUGUGAGCUCAUCACCCUUGCCGCCGUCAAGGUCACAAGCAACUCACCAUGGUUCGUCCACUCGGAUGGAUGUGGAUGUGGUAUGCCUGUCUGAUGAUGAGUGA